This is a messenger RNA of Coregonus sp. 'balchen', 838 nucleotides long. Lineage: Eukaryota; Metazoa; Chordata; Actinopteri; Salmoniformes; Salmonidae. The record is from the annotation of a GenBank genome assembly.
AUGAGCCAAGGCAUAAUCAAGGAAGAGAUUCUUCGAGAUGACCUAAAAUACUACUUCAUGAGCCCUUGUGAGAAAUACAGGGCCAGACGCCAGUUACCAUGGAAACUGGGGGUGCAGAUUCUGAAAAUCGUCAUGAUCACAUCACAGGUAUAGUCUGAGAAGUUUAUCAUUAGCGCUAAUGUUUCUCUCUUUUUAGGAAUUAUCAAAGGUAAUUGCUAAGAAUGGUUAGUCUGGGUGUCAGUCUUUUUCUGCUUGCUCUCUUGUCAACUCCUUAUGGAAUUGGUUUGGCAUGACAUAAGGAGUUGGCCAUAGAGAAGAAAGUAACAGACUGGCACCAAGGCUUAAGAAUGCCAUCAACCCUUAUAGAAUUUUUAACUCUCAUAACUCAUUAGGUGAAUUUACACUGAUUUGGUGAUAUUAAAAUGUUAUAUGGUUGUGAUAUGAAAGGCUAAUUCCCAGGUUAGGCUGUUUUAGUAUUUUGUUCAUUAGUUAAUUGUUGAUACAAUACCAAUUUAUUUUUGCAUGUCAGCAGUCAAGUUUUCAUGAUAGAGCACUUUUCAGUACAGAGAGAAAUACUGUGAUGAUGUGUUUUGCAUCAUACUAUACCUUUAAAUUCGGUAUUUCUUCUCCUACCAAGCUUAUCUUGUUUGGACUGAACAACCAGCUUGUGGUUUCCUACAAGGAGGAGAACGCUAUGGCCUUCAAGAACCUGUUCCUCAAGGACUAUAGUGGAGUUGAUGAGGAAGAUUACAGUGUGGCUCUUUACUCCCAACAAGCCGUCUAUGACAGUCUGUUCUAUGUGCUGGAUCAGGCAAGUCUCCAGGGCCCAUAUUCAUGA